AUGAGGGCGCAAGACGGUGUCAGGAUGGCCUCUAUUGCCAGCGAGCUCGAUUCUUUAAUCAAGAAAUUCCGCUCGUCCAAUAACGACCUAAGAGGACUUCGAGAGCAAAUCACCGAGCUUCAAAAACCGACCACACACCACCCGAGGCAUGCUAAAAUCGUCAAGCAGGAAGACUGGGAUGGUCUCGUCGAGAUACGAGGAGCUUCCAAAGCUCUUCAUGAUGCCCUCGUGGGAUCAUGGAACUGUGGACAUCAAGGCCACUUGGGCCACACCGUGAAGCUGUUCGUCGAAACACACCGAGUGAGUGGCGAGAUACGGAUGAAUUUAGCAAUCGUGUGCCGCAGCCAAACCAACGACGCCGUAAAAUCGACCCUGGUACAAUUGGAGGUUCGCUCACAGAACCUGGCGUGGCAUCUGGAUCCUCGUCGCCGUGAACCGUACGACCUUGAUGCAUUUGGAGGACGACGAAAUGCAGGCUUCUGGGACAGGGAAUUGCCUAGGCAGUCUCAACGGCUUGGUUCAUUCCAGGGACAAUCAAGUGCGGAAUAUGGUCCGUCUAAUGGUGUUCGUUGGGAGGGGUCCUCCAAUUCAGGUCUAUCGAAUGACAUCUGCAGACAGCUGACGCAACAACUCGAGGCGAACUGUCUCGGUCACCUCGAUUUCCAGACCGACGAGGUCUUCCGGCACUCUUUCUAUCCCGCCAAGAAAAACUCCUACGGAGAUUCGCGUCCGUCUGAUCGCAGACCCGUCACCAUAGACGAGGUUCUCGACGAAUCUUUAGGGGAUUUCCUUUCAACAAUUGACCGACUAAAGCUUGCUCGCUCCAUGGUAUCGGCAGUCCUGAAGUUCCACUCAACUCCAUGGCUCAGGGACUUUUGGAGACUGCGUGACCUGGCCUUCUUCAGAGGUGGUCAGGAUGAGGAGGUAUCGGAGGCUCUUCGGAGUCUGCAUGUUGGUAUUGAAGUUGCCCAGAGGCAGUUUGACUCGAUGGAUGGCGUGCAGGACUCUUCAGAUAUGCAAAAUCUGUCUUGGCCCACUGAGGAUGAGCUGAUACGCUAUGGCAUCAACAAUCUCACUUUACACAGCCUUGGUGUGGCGUUGCUGCAGAUAGACAGAUGGACCAGGGUAUCACCAGGCGAUGUGGUUGCCGUUCGCAAAAUGGCAUCGAGGUCUUCGUCGUUGGGACCGCGGUACCGGGAGCUCACGCAGAAGUGUCUUCGUUGCGAUUUCGGCUUCGGCUCGGACCUCACGCAGUGGCGGCUUCAAAGGGCGGUUUACGAGAACGUUGUGGAGACAUUGGAGGCGAUGAUCUCAAGCUUGGAUUUGACAGAGGACUAA
Messenger RNA from Colletotrichum destructivum, 1338 nucleotides. RefSeq lists its product as uncharacterized. The record is from RefSeq and is a predicted model, not a curated record. The transcript has a single exon. The coding region runs from base 1 to 1338 and encodes 445 amino acids. Lineage: Eukaryota; Fungi; Ascomycota; Sordariomycetes; Glomerellales; Glomerellaceae.